Elaeis guineensis (African oil palm) is the source of this 2241-nucleotide messenger RNA. The record is from RefSeq and is a predicted model, not a curated record. NCBI's taxonomy places the organism in Eukaryota, Viridiplantae, Streptophyta, Magnoliopsida, Arecales, Arecaceae.
AAAUUUAUCACAUUCUCGACCCCCGACUCCCCAACUUUGAGCUAAAAGGAAACCCUAGAGAUCUCGAUUUCGAUCGCGAUCUCGAUCUCUUGUUGGGUUUUGGGAGGAGGAGGAGGGGAGGAGCGAUGUCUCUCCGGCCGACGACGCGGACGGAGGUCCGGAAGAAGGCCUACAAGACGGGGGUCGACGCCGAGGAGGCGCGGCGGCGGCGGGAGGACAACCUCGUCGAGAUCCGGAAGAGCAAGAGGGAGGACAACCUCCUCAAGAAGCGCCGCGAGGCCCUCCUCCAGUCCGCCACUGCCGCUGCCGCUCAGCUCGAUCACCCUACCGCGAUCGAGAAGAAGUUGGAAAGCCUUCCUGGAAUGGUGCAAGGAGUAUGGUCCGAUGAUCCUGCUGUGCAGUUAGAAGCAACUACCCAGUUCAGGAAACUUCUAUCAAUUGAGAGGAGCCCACCGAUUGAAGAGGUCAUCAAGACAGGUGUUGUCCCCAGGUUCGUGGAAUUUCUCGCAAGAUACGAUAUGCCGCAACUACAGGUGUGGUAUAUACUAGUUUGUAAUAUGGUAAGCUAUGUUUCACUUGGUAAUUAUACUUGUCCUUUCUUGCAGUUUGAGGCAGCAUGGGCAUUGACCAACGUAGCUUCUGGGACUUCAGAGCAUACCCGAGUUGUCAUUGAUCAUGGUGCUGUUCCAAAGUUUGUGCAACUUUUGACCUCUCCUAGUGAUGAUGUUCGAGAGCAGGCUGUAUGGGCCCUGGGUAAUGUUGCUGGUGACUCGCCAACUUGUAGGGACUUUGUUCUCAGUCAUGGUGCCCUCCUACCCUUAUUGGCUCAAUUAAAUGAAAAUUCAAAAAUAUCAAUGCUGAGGAAUGCUACAUGGACACUAUCCAAUUUUUGCCGUGGAAAACCACCAGCUCCAUUUGAUCAGACGAAGGUUGCACUCCCGGUUCUUCGGCAGCUUAUUCACUCAACAGAUGAAGAAGUCCUAACAGAUGCUUGCUGGGCACUAUCAUAUCUUUCUGAUGGAACUAAUGACAAAAUUCAAUCUGUGAUAGAGGCUGGUGUCUGCCCAAGGCUUAUUGAGCUUCUGCUUCAUCCAUCUCCAACAGUUCUUAUACCUGCUCUUAGGACAGUGGGAAAUAUUGUCACUGGAGAUGAUGCUCAGACUCAGGUUGUAAUUGACAACCAGGCACUUCCUUGUCUUUUUCAACUUCUCACACAAAAUCAUAAGAAAAGCAUCAAGAAAGAGGCAUGCUGGACCAUUUCAAACAUCACUGCUGGGAACAGAGCCCAGAUCCAGGCUGUUAUUGACGCAAACAUCAUUAAUCCUCUAGUACAGCUGCUCCAACAUGCAGAAUUUGACAUUAAGAAAGAGGCAGCAUGGGCUAUAUCAAAUGCUACAUCAGGGGGUUCCAACGAGCAGAUCCACUUUUUGGUUAGCCAAGGAUGCAUUAAGCCACUGUGUGAUCUUCUGGUGUGCCCGGACCCACGAAUUGUGACCGUGUGUCUGGAGGGCCUGGAGAACAUUCUGAAGGUGGGCGAGGCUGAGAAAGACUUGGGUAGAACUGGUGGGAUAAACCCUUAUGCGCAGAUGAUUGAUGAAUGCGAGGGGCUAGACAAAAUUGAGAAUCUGCAGGGCCAUGACAACAAUGAGAUCUAUGAGAAGACCAUAAAGAUCUUGGAGAGGUACUGGGUUGAGGAAGAUGAUGAAGGACAGGUCGUGCAGGGUACCGGAGAGGGUGCGGCAUUCGAAUUUGGAGCCAACCAGCCCUCUGCUCCUUCUGGUGGCUUUAAAUUUGGUUGAAAUAUCCUGCUACCGAACUAGGCUUUCCUUUUUUCCUUUCUUUUAUUUUAUUGUAUGAAGUCAAGGGUCUAUUGAUUCACCCAAUAGGAGGGUCAGGGUUUUUGAUCUGACUCCUAAACAGCUAUAGCAGCGGAGUUUAUGAAAUCUGUUUGCAAGUGUAAACAUUAGAUUGAUGUGUGUGUUUAGUUUACUUGGAGAAUUGCAAAUUAGUGUGAUUGGAUCAUUCUUGCUGUCACAAAAGCUUAAUAAGUUUAUAGUUAUUUUUGUUUGUAUUGGAUGAAGAUUACUUUUUAUAGCGAUGUUGAUAGGUCACCUAGCCUGAUUCCCAAUUGGUCUUGACGGUCCAGGUGACCGUUCUGUAGCAUUUCCCUGUAAUGUUUUCUAGCAAACAGAUGGGCUAUGGUUUGAGACAUUAAUGUAUAGAACUGGUGUGAUUUCCUGA